AUGUCAUCCGCCGUUGUGCACAGCGACGACCUCAUGGAGCCCACGCUCCAGUCGGUGGUGAACCAAAAGACCUUGCGUUGGAUCUUUGUUGGCGGCAAAGGAGGUGUCGGCAAGACUACGACUUCCUGCUCUCUUGCAAUUCAGCUUGCCAAAGUUCGCAAAUCCGUCCUUCUCAUCUCCACCGAUCCCGCACACAACCUUAGCGAUGCUUUCGGUCAGAAGUUUGGAAAGGAGGCCCGACUGGUCGAUGGAUACACGAACCUGAGCGCUAUGGAGAUCGACCCUAACGGAAGUAUUCAAGAUCUCCUGGCUAGUGGUGAAGGCCAAGGCGACGACCCUCUGUCUGGUAUGGGCGUUGGUGGAAUGAUGCAGGACCUUGCGUUCAGUAUCCCCGGUGUUGAUGAAGCUAUGUCCUUUGCCGAAGUCCUGAAGCAGGUCAAGUCGCUGUCCUACGAAGUUAUUGUGUUUGACACUGCGCCGACCGGUCACACUCUCCGCUUCCUCCAAUUCCCCACUGUCUUAGAGAAGGCUCUCGCCAAGCUGUCGCAGCUGUCGUCUCAGUUCGGUCCCAUGCUGAACUCGAUCCUUGGUUCCCGUGGUGGUCUGCCUGGCGGUCAAAACAUUGAUGAAUUGUUGCAGAAGAUGGAGUCGCUGAGGGAGACAAUCAGCGAGGUUAACUCGCAGUUCAAGGACGCCGAUCUGACUACCUUCGUCUGUGUCUGCAUUGCGGAAUUCCUGUCCCUCUACGAAACCGAGCGCAUGAUCCAGGAGCUCACAAGCUAUAACAUCGAUACCCAUGCCAUUGUGGUCAACCAGCUCCUGUUCCCCAAGCAAAGCAGCGAGUGCGAGCAAUGUAAUGCACGGAGGAAGAUGCAGAAGAAGUACUUGGAGCAGAUUGAAGAGUUAUAUGAAGACUUCAACGUGGUUAGAAUGCCAUUGCUGGUUGAGGAAGUUAGAGGCAAGGAGAAGCUUGAGAAAUUCAGCGACAUGCUUGUGAACCCGUAUGUUCCCCCGGAGGGCAACUGA
Aspergillus niger is the source of this 1026-nucleotide messenger RNA. RefSeq lists its product as uncharacterized. Gene Ontology annotation, molecular function: ATP binding; ATP hydrolysis activity. Lineage: Eukaryota; Fungi; Ascomycota; Eurotiomycetes; Eurotiales; Aspergillaceae. The transcript is spliced from 3 exons. Bases 1 to 1026 code for a protein of 341 amino acids. The record is from RefSeq and is a predicted model, not a curated record. Gene Ontology annotation, biological process: post-translational protein targeting to endoplasmic reticulum membrane. Gene Ontology annotation, cellular component: GET complex.